Messenger RNA from Penicillium canariense, 1710 nucleotides. RefSeq names its product WD40 repeat domain-containing protein. Lineage: Eukaryota; Fungi; Ascomycota; Eurotiomycetes; Eurotiales; Aspergillaceae. Gene Ontology annotation, cellular component: nucleus; cell division site; cell tip. The record is from RefSeq and is a predicted model, not a curated record. The transcript is spliced from 7 exons. Bases 1 to 1710 code for a protein of 569 amino acids. Gene Ontology annotation, biological process: carbon catabolite repression of transcription. Gene Ontology annotation, molecular function: protein binding.
AUGAGCCUUUUCGAGGCGCUGCUCGUCCUACCGCCCCCUCCUCCUCGUUACACCAUCCCUGUCGCUUAUGCGGCGGGGGCUGCGAAUGGCAUGGCAGUCCCGGUUGUCGAAACGAACAACAUAAUCACCCACCCGGAGGGUGGAUGCCCGCUGCAAGUUGGAGAGGGUACUUACAUACUCAAAGACGAUCUUCUGCUGGCAACACCACCUCCGCAUCCAUCGGAAGCGCCUAUUAUCAAUCCGAAUCCCUUGGCCACAGUCCCGUCACCUCCAACCGCUGGCGUCAAGGUUUCCUUAGUUAGCCUCGACCCGCGCAAGAAGCCCCCAACGUUUCUCAAGACAGCGGUAACGGCUCCGCCAUUUGGGGAUGGAAACGCAGCUCUUGCAGCUCCAGCUCCUCCGGCAAAGGAUGCUAACAAGAGACGAAAACCGAAGAACAAUAUUAUCAAAAGCAGCUCUUCCUUCGUUUCCAGAGUGAUCACCCACGAGACCUCCGCUAAGCGCCUCAAUGAUCGCGACCCGAAUGGCGUCUUCGCUUUUGCUAAUAUCAACCGAGCCUUUCAGUGGCUCGAUCUCAACUCAACACAGAAGGAGGAGCAUCUUACCAAAGUGCUCUUUACUAAGGCGCACAUGCUUUGCCACGAUAUCAAUGAGUCGACCAAGACCUCGUCCCAUCUGGAUAUUGUGAUGGGCUCCUCUGCUGGGGAUAUUAUUUGGUACGAGCCCAUGUCGCAAAAGUAUGCCCGCAUCAACAAGAAUGGUGUCAUCAACAAUUCCCCCGUCACACACAUCAAGUGGCUGCCCGGCUCAGAGAAUCUUUUCCUUGCAUCACAUGCCAAUGGUGUUCUGGUGGUCUAUGAUAAGGAGAAGGAGGAUGCGUUGUUUACUCCCGAACCUGCUGGUCAUCCCGAGAAGAAUCGUACCAGACUGCCUCUCGAAAUCCUGAAGUCGGUCAACUCGAAGAACCAGAAAACUAACCCAGUAUCGCUGUGGAAACUCGCGAAUCAGAAAGUCUCACACUUUUCGUUCUCCCCAGACCAGAGGCAUUUGGCCGUGGUUCUCGAGGAUGGGUCCCUUCGUCUAAUGGAUUACCUUAAGGAAGAAGUUUUGGACAUCUUCCGUAGUUACUAUGGCGGCUUGAUCUGCGUCUGCUGGUCUCCCGAUGGCAAGUACAUCGUGACUGGCGGCCAGGACGACCUUGUCACGAUCUGGUCCUUCCCCGAGCGCAAGAUCGUCGCAAGGUGCCAGGGCCACAACUCCUGGGUCUCUGCGGUUGCCUUUGAUCCAUGGCGCUGUGACCAGAAGACCUACCGGUUUGGCAGUGUUGGGGACGACUGCCGCCUGCUGCUGUGGGAUUUCAGCGUUGGAAUGUUGCACAGGCCUCGAGCUCACCAUCAGACUACCGCUCGUCAUCGGUCCAGCCUCAUUGUGCCGGGUACGCAAACAUCGAACCGCCACCGAGCGGACAGUGGCGGUAAUCGGCUGCGAUCAGACUCGGAUAGAACUGAGAAAUUCGAUGGAGACUUGGACCCGAUGGCUAGUCACCCGGUUGAGCCCCGGGCACGGACUGCCCUGCUUCCCCCAAUCAUGUCCAAAAUCGUGGGUGAAGACCCUACCUGCUGGCUUGGCUUCCAGAAGGAUUGCAUCAUGACAUCUUCCCUUGAGGGCCACAUCCGAACCUGGGAACGACCAAACGACAGUGUCGUCUAG